CCGAAUAUUUUCCCUUUCUUUCUCCCCUUGUGCUUUCUCGUUCGUAUUUACUCCUCUCCUCCUUUCGAAAUUCACAAAUUACCAACCUCCCCAUAAAAGCCACGCCUUCGUGCUCCUCCUCUCUCUUCCUCCUCGCCCCCACCCCCCCCACCCCCUUUCGUCCCGCUCCCCCCAUCCUUCGCCGCCGACGCCGACGCCGACCGCCGUACGGGGGCCCUCCAGCGCAAUCUCCACGAAAUGGAGGACCCCUGUCUUUCUACGCAGCUUAUUGAUGGAGAUGGUGUUUUCAAUGUUUCUGGAUUGGAGAGUUUCCUGAAGGAAGUUAAAUUGGCCGAAUGCGGGCUCUCAUAUGCUGUUGUAUCAAUAAUGGGCCCGCAGAGUAGUGGAAAAAGUACACUUCUGAAUCAUCUUUUCCGCACCAAUUUUAGGGAGAUGGAUGCUUUCAGAGGAAGGUCACAGACAACCAAAGGUAUAUGGAUGGCGAAGGCCCAUAAUAUUGAACCAUGCACCCUUGUAAUGGAUUUGGAAGGCACUGAUGGAAGAGAGAGGGGAGAGGAUGACACAGCCUUUGAGAAGCAGAGUGCAUUAUUUGCUUUGGCUGUUUCGGAUAUUGUGUUGAUCAAUAUGUGGUGUCAUGAUAUUGGGAGAGAACAGGCUGCGAACAAGCCUCUUUUGAAGACUGUUUUCCAGGUCAUGAUGAGAUUAUUCAGUCCUCGCAAAACAACAAUGCUAUUUGUUAUUCGUGACAAAUCAAAGACACCUUUGGAAAAUCUUGAACCGAUUUUAAGAGAAGAUAUUCAGAAGAUAUGGGAUGGUGUUCCUAAACCCCAUGCCCAUAAAGAUACUCCACUCAGUGAAUUUUUUAAUGUACAAGUGGUGGCCCUUAACAGUUAUGAGGAAAAGGAAGAGUUAUUUAAAGAGCAGGUUUCCAAUUUGAGAGAUAGGUUUCAACAGUCUAUUGCUCCUGGCGGACUUGCUGGAGAUCGGCGUGGUGUUGUUCCAGCAUCAGGUUUUUCAUUUAGCUCACAGCAAUUCUGGAAGGUCAUCAAGGAGAACAAAGACCUUGAUCUACCUGCUCAUAAAGUUAUGGUGGCUACUGUGCGUUGUGAAGAAAUCGGCCAUGAGAAAGUUGCCACUUUUACAGCUGACGAGGAAUGGCAACAAUUUGAGGAGGCUGUUCAAAGUGACUAUGUACCAGGUUUCGGGAAGAAAAUCAGCAGCCUGCUUGAUAGAUGUUUAUCAGAAUACGACAUGGAGGCUAUUUAUUUUGAUGAAGGUGUCAGAACGUCAAAAAGACAUCAACUUGAGUCUAAACUCUUGCAGCUUGUCAAUCCUGCAUACCAAUCUCUUCUUGGUCAUUUACGGACUAGAACUUUAGAAGCAUUCAAAGAGUCCUUUGAUAAGGCUAUUGAAAAUGAGGGAUUUGCUGUUGCUGCUCGUGAUUCUACCCGGAUUUUCUUGGAGAAGUUUGAUAAAGGAUCUGAAGAUGCUACCAUUCAACAAGUGAACUGGGAUCCCUCAAAAGUUAAGGAUAAGCUUAAGCGUGACAUCGAGGCUCAUGUGGUGUCAGUUCGUGCUACAAAGCUAUCUGAACUUUGUGCCACAUAUGAGGGCAAACUUACCAAAGCUCUUGCAGAACCUGUUGAAGCUCUUCUAGAUUCAGCCAGCGAAGACACCUGGCCAGCUAUUAGAAAGCUUCUUCAGCGCGAGACAAAAGCCGCCGUUUCAGGUCUUGAAUCUGCUAUUUCAACUUUUGAGCUUGAUGAAGCUACUGAGAAAGAAUUGCUCCUGAGGCUGGAGAAUCACGGAAGGAGUGUUGUUGAAUCAAAGGCAAGAGAAGAAGCUGCAAGGAUCUUGAUCCGCAUGAAGGACAGGUUCUCGACGUUAUUCAGUCGUGAUGCCGACUCGAUGCCAAGAGUAUGGACCGGAAAGGAAGACAUCAAAGCAAUUACUAAAACUGCUCGUUCAGCUUCCAUGAAGUUGCUGUCUACGAUGGCUGCAAUUCGGUUGGAUGAAGAUGGUGACAACAUUGAUACCACUCUUUCCCUUGCUCUAGUAGAUGCUGCUAGGCCAGGGACUACAGAUAGAAGUAUUCAAUCGCUUGAUCCACUUGCCUCCAGUUCAUGGGAAAGGGUUCCAGAGGAGAGAACUUUAAUCUCCCCUGUCCAGUGCAAGUCUCUUUGGAGGCAAUUUAAAGCUGAAACCGAGUAUACCGUCACUCAAGCCAUAGCUGCUCAGGAAGCAAACAAGAGGAACAACAACUGGCUGCCUCCUCCAUGGGCGCUCGCUGCGAUGGCUCUCCUUGGUUUCAACGAGUUUAUGACAUUACUGAGGAACCCGUUUUACCUGGCCGUCAUUUUUGUAGUUUUCCUAGUCGGGAAAGCCAUGUGGGUACAACUAGACAUUGCCAACGAAUUCCGAAAUGGAUUUCUUCCAGCUCUCCUUUCGCUGUCGACAAAAUUUGUUCCGACAAUUAUGAACAUUCUGAAGAGACUAGCUGAUGAGGGGGCAGCGCCGGCAGCCCCAGAGAGGCAGAGAGAGACGGAACUCCAACCAAGGAAUAGUUCAAACAGCAACGUGACAUCAGCAGGUUCCUCCAGCAUAACCUCUUCAGAGAAUGGACCUGAAUAUUCAAGCCCGGUAGCACAAUGAGGAGGGGAUCCCUAGCUUUUAGCUGAAAACUCUACCCAGUUGUAGCUGCAACGGUUUGAGCCUAGGAGAUUGAAGUGCCUUGCGGUUUUUCUACGCUUGCCCUUCCCGAGCUGAUGUAUGAAAAUUAUGUGGAAGAGUCCACAGCUGUCAUAUAUGGAAUUUUGGGGCUGGGAAUCGUUUGUAAGAAACGUUGUAGAAUAACUUCCAUUUCAUCUUUUUUUUUUGGUAAUGUCAUAUAUGAUGGUUGUAUAGAUGAUUUGUGAUUAUUUUUGUUAUAUCCACCCAACCCAUGAGGACAGGAAAAA
Molecule: messenger RNA, 2957 nt
Organism: Hordeum vulgare subsp. vulgare (domesticated barley)
Lineage: Eukaryota; Viridiplantae; Streptophyta; Magnoliopsida; Poales; Poaceae
Product: protein ROOT HAIR DEFECTIVE 3
Exons: 23
Coding region: 238-2652 (804 amino acids)
Biological process (GO): endoplasmic reticulum membrane fusion
Cellular component (GO): endoplasmic reticulum
Molecular function (GO): GTP binding; GTPase activity
Source: RefSeq, a predicted model, not a curated record